Molecule: messenger RNA, 906 nt
Organism: Manihot esculenta (cassava)
Lineage: Eukaryota; Viridiplantae; Streptophyta; Magnoliopsida; Malpighiales; Euphorbiaceae
Exons: 1
Coding region: 1-906 (301 amino acids)
Molecular function (GO): nucleic acid binding; zinc ion binding
Source: RefSeq, a predicted model, not a curated record
AUGUUGACAAAGAGCAAUUAUGCAGCAUGGGCUAUUAAAAUAGAAGUGUUUAUGAUGGCUCAAGAUGUCUGGGAGCCGAUCGAGUUCGAAGGUCCAGUUGAUAAACGAAAGGACAAGAUGGCAUUGGCGGCCAUCUAUCAAGGUAUAGGUGAAGAUACCUUGCUUCAACUAGGGGCCAAGAAGACAGCAAAGGAGGCAUGGAAUAUGCUCAAAGUUAUGAACCAAGGCGCAGAGAAGGUGAAGGAAGUCAGGACUCAAACCUUAUGGAGAGAGUUCGAUGCAGUGAAAAUGGGUGAUUCAGAGACAAUCGAUGAGUUCUCUGGAAAACUCACCAUCAUUGUCAACAAAUUAAGAAGUCUUGGUAACACAGUUGAAGAUGAAAAGGUGAUUAAGAAAUUGUUACGUUCUACUUCCUCCAAAUUUCUGCAGAUAGUUUCAGCUAUAGAGGAAUUUAGUGAUCUGAGAACCAAAUCGGUAGAGGAGGUAAUUGGAUCACUAAAAGCUCAUGAAGAACGAUUGCUUGGUUGUGGAGGCAAUUCGACUGAAACAGUUCUUCUUACUAGAGCUGAAUGGAAGGCCAGAGAGGAGGGAAGCUCUUCCAAGAAAGCUCAAAAUGACAAUGGUGGAAGAGGAGGCAGAGGUCGAGGCGGAGGACGCAGCCGUGGUAGAGGAAGGAGUAACGGAGAUUCGAGAAGAAGUGGUGAUGAUGAGUCGAAGCCACAGAAGAAAGACAAAAGCAAAAUCAAGUGUUAUAGUUGCGGCCGAAUGGGACAUUAUGCUUCUGAAUGUUCCAUAAAAGAAAGAGAUGAAAAGGCCAACUUAACACAACAACAAGAAGAUGAGGGACCAUCCUUGCUGCUGCUGGAAACUUGCGUACCAGAACUGUUACCAGCAGAGGAAUCUUAA